GUAUACAGCGCGUCGCGUCCCUAAAAUAGACUUUCGAAUUCGAGAUUCGAACACCGGUGUCCAUGGACUGUGUUUAGUGACUUUAUUUUCUUUUUAGUUUUUUCUCACCGGCCUAUGUUUAUACAACGAAUUCUUUUUCCUUUUUCACAGACUUGCAAGGACGUCCAAUUAGGAAAUUAAAAGUCACCGAUUAGUAUGUUAUUUAGCGAUAAGAUAAUUUCUGUAAAAACGUAGCAUUAGUGUCGUGGCUAGUGAAGGAUCGACAUAAACGUUAUUCAAGUGCGAUUAUCAAGUUUUACAGUAGUGUUCUAAAUAUAGCUACAUUGGAUUUUGACAUAAAAAGGUCACAAUGGCGCACGAGCAUCACCCUGGUACUCUGAGCCACUGACGGGCAGCAACAUGUCGCGCGCCCGGCGGUAACCAGCCAUGGCCCUGCUCACCAACUCGUCCGCCGCGCCCGCCUCCGCCGGACCCGCGCCUCAAGCGCACCACUCCACCACGCCGCUCCACCACUACUUCCACUACCUGAAGCAGCCGUCGCCGCUUGCGCAGAACCCCUACGCGCAUCACUCCAGCGCGCACCACAUGGGGAUGGGACCGGGGCCCCUGGGUGGGCUCGGCCCGUUUGGACUGACCCACCACGGGCUUGAAGCGGUCGGAUUUCCUCAAGGUGUGAAUCCCCGUAAGCAGCGGCGAGAGCGCACGACGUUCACGCGCGCGCAGCUAGACGUGCUGGAGGCGCUGUUCGGGAAGACGCGCUACCCCGACAUCUUCAUGCGCGAGGAGGUCGCGCUCAAGAUCAACCUGCCCGAGUCCAGAGUACAGGUGUGGUUCAAAAACCGAAGAGCGAAAUGCAGGCAGCAGCUCCAACAGCAAACCAAUACGCAAAUAUCAUCAAAAUCCUCGAGCACUUCCAAAACAUCUUUAUCUUCGAGCAGCAAUUUGAAAGGCUCGAGCAACACCAGCUCCUCCUCGUCCAAAAUCACCACGUCUAAAGCCAUCACAAGCUCAGCGUCUAACGCUAACACUUCUAGUAUAACGACCUCAUCACCCAACCUUCCUAUAACGCCAACGACGUCAGUCAGUCCUCCAAUCAACGUCAUAUGCAAAAAGGAAUCGGCGCCGUCUAACUACGACACGUCUCCUUUGAACAAGAAUAGCUUAGUCUCCCACCAUUAUAACUCCAAUGACGCAUUAAGACUCGGCAAAGAAUCAAGCCCUUCCGAAGUCAACGUUCACGGUUACGGAGUUACUCCUAAGCAAGAGUUAUAUAACAGUCCGAAAAGGCUGGACUAUUCAAAUAAAUUAGAUUAUACGGAGAAGUCUUUCGGGAGCGGUUUGGUGAAGGACCAGUAUAGUUCGCGGUUAACGGGGAACCUGACGCCGUUAGGGUCAAAUUCGUCGAUCAUGACGACUCCCUCGCCCCCCAUCACCCCGCAGAGCCUGAACGGCCCCGGGAACGUGUAUCACCCGGACAGCUACAACAGCUUCCACUGGCCGGGCAGCUCCGACUACAUACGGAGCUACUCGACUUCGCAUCAUCAUCAGGGGUACGCGCAGAGUGCGUACAAUUCGCCGUAUUAUCCAAGUCAGAUGGAAUACUUCAACGGAUCGUCAGUGAACCAGUCACACGGCGGUCACCAUGGUCAUAACCUGACCACCAACGGCAACCAGCUCUACAACCAGGUUUCAUUUGGGAACCCCUCGCCUCCGGCCGCGUGGGCCUCCCACCACAACAUCCUCUCCUCGGGCCCUGAGUCCCCUGAGAACCAGUCGCAAAACUCCCCUCAUCUAAGCAUGCUGCAGGCUUCGCAAAUAACGAACUUUUCAAACACAACCAACAGUUACUUCGCGCCCGAAAAGUACGGGAUUAACAUGGUUUAGUGAUUCUAGUCUUUCUGUAGAUUGUACAUAAGUACUUUAUUAUAUUUUACGUCCUAUUUACAAAUACUUUGAUUGUUUUGCACUACAUUAUCUACUUUGAACUACACAUAUUCUGUUAUUUUCAAAGCUUUGAAAUCGCUUUUGUUCGUAACGUCACUUCUUGUUGAAAAGUGGUGUUGGAGAGUUGAAAAUUUAAGAAAAUGUGUUGAAAUUACUUACAUAUCAGGAACUAUUGUACAUUUUAAAACAUCUAUGGCAAUAUAUACAAGCAAUCAAAUUAAUUGUAAAUUGGAUACGGUUCAGUAAACUUAGUUUUAUUUACAGAUGUGAAAUAUUUUUUUGGCAAGAUUUAAUAUUAUAUUUAACAGCACUGUAACAUGUAAGUACCCAAAUGUGAUAUUUAGCAAUUACUUACUGAUAUUCUCGAAACAAACAAUAUUAAUUUUAUUUGAAACACCAUUACAUAAACUAAAUAUACCAUUAAGUCUUGCUAAGAAUUUUACCUUUCCAAAAACCAUGACUAAUAAAUAUUGAUUGCAAAAGCCUAUUUUAAAAUUGCCGCCAUUAUAAUUUUCAUGCUUUUCACUUUGUCAUUCAUCUAGUAAUGGUGACUACAAGAAACUUAAUGUGUCAUUAAUUUGAAAUUUGUUUUUGCAAUCUGGCGUGAGUGUCAUGAAUUUGUUCCUAACUAAAUCUUGUGUUUAACUCCAUGACAAUAUCAUCGAAGUCGGUUAAGUUCUAAGGCCUAUGUAACAAUGCAUCGAACUACGCCAUCUUAACGAAAACCUCUGCGUUUUCUUAAGAAUUUAUAGAGAUUUGUUUUCAUAUACAUUCUCCCGAUUCCUAUGUAAAAACACCCGAGUCAUAUCACUUAUAAUCUUAGGCUAUGUUAAUUUACUGCCAUCGAGGCAUAUAGUUCUAUUGUAUAUAAUUAUGUGUUUAAGAAUUUUAUUUUUAAAACGAAAUUUGUAAAUGUGUGUCUCCGGCUGUAUAUGUGAAUUAAUGAACAUUAUAUAGUUUUUAAGAUGCAGUAAGAAUUUAUUACCAGUGGAAAAUUUGUGAUGACGCGUCUCGCGAAGUUCAAAAUUAGUUUAGUCCACUAAUGUUCAUAGUUUCAAGGCUAGUAGCAAAUAAUGGUGGAUGAUUUUAACCAAUGAGCGACGGCGCAUUUGAGAGCUGCCGUUUGAUUGGUUGCAGCAAUUUGGUCUGUCGUUAAUUUAAAAUUCAAAUUCUUCUAAAUUGUUGUUCCAAAUUUGCUCCGGCAUUAAAGCUAAGCCUCGGGUCACAACGUGACAUUUUCUGAGGAAAUGUAUGCAGAAGUGAAAAAGCAAGAACAAAACCUAUAGAGAUUAUUAGUUAAUUUAUAUUUUAUUUUUCAAAUCGUAGUAUUUAAUUGUAAUGAAAUUUGUAAUUUAUAGUAAAUUUUAAGCUUGGACAUAGCUAAGUUAUUAGGAUUAAGGAUAAGUACAUUAUUGUACCGCAUUCGUAAAAGAGUCAGUGUAUUUUUUUUAAGUUAAGUUGUAUUAAUUAUUAACUGAUAGCUAUUCAAAUAUUGAAUCCGAAUAUAUGCAUAUAAAAUACAAAA
Plodia interpunctella (Indianmeal moth) is the source of this 3469-nucleotide messenger RNA. RefSeq names its product ocelliless (gene oc). Gene Ontology annotation, cellular component: nucleus. The record is from RefSeq and is a predicted model, not a curated record. Bases 427 to 1884 code for a protein of 485 amino acids. The transcript has 5 exons. Gene Ontology annotation, biological process: regulation of transcription by RNA polymerase II. NCBI's taxonomy places the organism in Eukaryota, Metazoa, Arthropoda, Insecta, Lepidoptera, Pyralidae. Gene Ontology annotation, molecular function: DNA-binding transcription factor activity, RNA polymerase II-specific; RNA polymerase II cis-regulatory region sequence-specific DNA binding.